Messenger RNA from Pogoniulus pusillus (Red-fronted tinkerbird), 2013 nucleotides. RefSeq names its product decorin (gene DCN). NCBI's taxonomy places the organism in Eukaryota, Metazoa, Chordata, Aves, Piciformes, Lybiidae. The record is from RefSeq and is a predicted model, not a curated record. Gene Ontology annotation, molecular function: protein binding. The transcript has 8 exons. The coding region runs from base 136 to 1209 and encodes 357 amino acids.
AAGAAAAGCAAGCAAAGGCAAAAGGGAAAAGGAGGAAAAGAAAGCAAAAGAGCUGAUAAAGUUGCUGGCUGCCAUACAGGAGACAUAUCAUUACCAUAUGAUCUAAUGUCCUGCCCAGAAUCGAUGAACUAAACCAUGAAGCUGGCUCUUUUCUUCGUCCUGCUACUGCCAAGCUGCUUGGCCAAGCCCUUCCACCAGCAAGGCCUCUUUGACUUUAUGCUGGAAGAUGAAGGCUCAGCUGAUUUGCCUUCCACAGACGAUAUGGGCACCUCUGGAUUCGGACCAGUGUGCCCCUUCCGCUGCCAGUGCCAUCUCCGCGUGGUGCAGUGCUCCGACCUAGGUCUGGAAAGAGUCCCUAAAGAUCUCCCUCCUGACACCACUCUGCUGGACUUGCAGAACAACAAAAUCACUGAGAUCAAAGAAGGAGACUUCAAGAACGUGAAGAAUCUUCAUGCUCUGAUCCUUGUCAACAACAAAAUCAGCAAAAUCAGCCCCAUGGCUUUUGCUCCUCUGAAGAAACUGGAAAGGCUUUACCUGUCCAAGAACAACCUGAAGGAACUCCCAGAGAACAUGCCCAAGUCUCUGCAGGAAAUCAGGGCUCAUGAGAACGACAUCUCCAAGCUGAGGAAAGCUGUCUUUAAUGGGCUCAACCAAGUGAUUGUCUUAGAACUGGGCACCAACCCCAUCAAGAGCUCAGGUGUGGAAAACGGAGCUUUCCAGGGCAUGAAGCGGCUCUCCUACAUCCGCAUCGCUGACACCAACAUCACCAGCAUCCCCAAAGGCCUUCCUACAUCUCUCACUGAGCUUCACCUGGAUGGCAACAAAAUCAGCAAAAUUGAUGCUGAAAGUCUGUCUGGCCUCACUAACUUGGCAAAAUUGGGGCUUAGCUUCAACAGCAUCUCCUCAUUUGAAAACGGCUCUCUCAACAACGUUCCUUACCUGAGGGAGCUCCAUCUGAACAACAACGAGCUUCCCAGAGUGCCUGUUGGGCUGGCAGACCACAAAUAUGUCCAGGUGGUCUACCUCCACAACAACAAGAUUGCCUCCAUUGGCAUCAACGACUUCUGCCCCCCAGGCUACAACACCAGGAAGGCCAGCUACUCUGGGGUCAGCCUCUUCAGCAACCCCGUGCAGUACUGGGAGAUCCCACCCUCCGCCUUCCGAUGCAUCCACGAACGCUCCGCAGUACAGAUCGGCAACUACAAAUAGGAGCUGUACAGAUGGAAGGGGAGGGGGCGGGGGAGGGGGUGGGGUGGGUGUGUCGGUUGGUGUUGCAGCUAAAGUGGCUCUUAAUAGGCCUGUUCCAAAGAGAAACGAAUGCCAAAUACCAGCAGCUUCACUUGCCAGCGGAGGCGAAUCCGCUGCCGUAGAGUAAAAGGAAUCGUUGCAGGUGUAGGAGGUCAAGCAUAGCCCCGAAGGGAAAAAGAAUCAACCCAAACCAAAACCAAACCCAACUGCCAACUGUGCUUUAAAGUGACUUAGCUCAGCCUUCUCUUCCAGCAUGCUUUCUGGGGUGUUUUUCAGCCUGCUGAAUGCUACAGGUCUGCCAGAUUCCACUGUAUAUGAGAUUUGGAGUAAAUAUUGGUCAAAGUAUGAUAUAAGGGGGGGAGGGGGAAAAAAAAGAGAGGAAAAGAGAAGUUAAUGAUUGAGGUUAUUUUUAUAGCCACACACACAGAAGAGUAGAGGGCCAAAAAAAGACUCUCAGAUCAUCUUAAGACUUGAGAAGGGGAAGGGUCACCUCCUUCAGAUAUCUUUUGAGCCCUGGAGGUUUAAAAUAUCCACUCUAACACUGAGCUAGUUCUGAAUGCAAUCUAUUUAGCAGAGGCAAAUCAAGCUGUUGCUGAUGGCAUGAUUUUGAGGGAGGAGAAAAAGGAAUUCCUAUGGUGCACAGUAGUUCUUUCAAGUUUGCCAAUCUUCUAGAGCAAUGCAGUUCAGGGCUAGCCUAACCCAAUCCUGUGGAACAAAAGGAGGAGUAGUCUGCAGUACAAAGAUUAAAACCACCCAAACCUGCAA